This is a messenger RNA of Schistosoma intercalatum, 1737 nucleotides long. The record is from the annotation of a GenBank genome assembly. Lineage: Eukaryota; Metazoa; Platyhelminthes; Trematoda; Strigeidida; Schistosomatidae.
AUGAGGUUUGCUAACUUUUUUGGCCUUACGAUUAUCAACUUGUUUUGGAUAGACUUUCACUAUGCAUAUCCUUCCACUUCCAAAAACAGCAACCCCACCAAUUUUAGGCGUUGGUUAAACCUCUUAAAUAUGGAUAUGUCUAGUAGUGACAAGAAAUUGCUUGCUAACUCGAUUUAUGACAUGUUUAGUUUCGCAUAUGAUAGUUACUUAAAAUAUGGGUUCCCUUAUGAUGAACUAAACCCGAUUGACUGCGUUGGCCGUGGUUAUGAUCACGAAAAUCCUGAUAAUAUAAAUGUGAACGAUGCUCUUGGUGACUAUCUACUUACGCUUAUAGACUCUCUCGAUACAUUGGCAAUCAUGGGCAAAACCGAAGAUUUUAGAAAUGCAGUUAGUUUAGUAAUAAAACACCUUUCGUUUAAUCAAAAGACAAGGGUUCAAGUUUUCGAAGCAACUAUUAGAGUUCUAGGAGGUCUUUUAUCAGCACAUAUAAUCAUUACAGACCCAACUGAGUCAUUUGGCCAUCUGCGACCACCGGGAUAUGAUGAUGAAUUACUGAACCAUGCACAUAAUCUAGCGAACCGGAUGCUGAACGCUCUUUACGACACACCAACUGGGAUACCUUACCCCAGAUUUCACCUAGAUUCUGGCCUGAAAGAUAAUACAACAACUGAAAACUGCCUCGCCGGUGCUGGCUCCUUAUUACUAGAAUUCGGCUCCUUAAGUGCAUUACUCAAUGAUUCUAGUUACGCUUCGAUAGCUCGCCGCAUUGUUUUAAAUCUAUGGAAAAAGCGUUCAAGUGUUUCUGGACUUUUCGGCUCAACAAUCGAUGUGGAUUCAGGUGAAUGGAUAAAUCGAAUGAGUGGUCUCGGUGCUGGACAAGAUUCAUUUUUUGAAUAUUUACAUAAAGCAUAUAUUCUAUUUGGUGAUAAUCAAUUGGGACAAAUGUUCAAUGAGGCAUUAAGUAGUAUUCAACAUCAUUUACGUACUGGUCGACCUCAAUGUUUAUCUGGUAGUGGUUCACCACCAAUCUAUUGGAAUGUUGAUAUGUCUUCUGGUAAUAAAGUCAAUCAUUGGAUAGAUACAUUACAGUCAGCCUGGUCUGGUGUAUUAGUUCUUCAUGGUGAUCUAAAUGAAGCAAUUUGUCAUCAUGCUGUACAUUAUUUCAUUUGGAAAAUUUAUGGUUUACCUCCAGAACGUUAUAAUAUUAUGACUGAGAAACCCGAACUGUACUUCUAUCCACUUCGUCCAGAAUUUGCUGAAUCGACAUACCUUUUAUAUAGAGCGACGAAACAUCCUUUUUAUUUACAUGUUGGCAAAGAUAUUAUGGAUGGUAUCAAUAAAUAUACUAAGGCCGAAUGUGGAUUUGCAACUAUUCAUAAUGUAAUUGAUAAAUCUAAAGAAGAUCGUAUGGAAAGCUUUUUUCUAAGUGAAACAUUGAAGUACUUAUAUUUGUUAUUCGAUGAAUUUAAUCCUGUCAAUGUGAAUGAAUAUGACUAUGUAUUCAGUACUCAAGCACAUUUAUUUCCAAUUAAACGAAUUCAAAAUCUAGUGAAAAAUCUUCAUAUGAAUCCAUUUUCUUUCCUCAAUAACUCUCAGGGUUAUGAAUUUGUGAAAAACAGCUCUUGUCCCAAUAUUAAAUUGACCACUUCUCAAUAUCCAAUGAAUGAUGAUCUUUGGAAAGCAACAGGUAUUUAUGUUAAUGCAAAAUUUGCUUCCUUACCCCAAUAUAAACUGUGA